AUGUCCUUCAACCCACUACUUUUAAACAACCUUGUAUCAAAACCCCAUACUGAACAAGAAGCUGCUUUAAGAGAAAUUAGAUUAUCAAUUAUUGGUGAUGAAGAUGAAAAAUUAAUAUUAUUAAACUCCCAGGAUUUCAUACAAAUUUUCAAAUUAUUUGAUCAAUUUGUUAAUGGUGAAACCAAGGAUACACAAGUAUUACAACAUUUAUUAGUUAUUAUAUCUUCAUUGGUUUAUUUUCCCCCAGCUUUACCAAAAUUAAUUAAUCAACAUAAUAUUGUUAUUAAAUUAAUGAUUAUUUCAAAUCAAUUUGCUAAUGACAAUACUAUAUUAUCAAUCAUAUUCAAAUUAUUAUCAAAUAUCCUUUCAUUAAAACAUGAUUUAAACCUGGAAUUAAAUAGUCCUGAUGGGGUGUUAUUUAGAAAUUUGAUUUUAUCAAAACUAGAAAUCAAUAACACUGAUAAUUAUAAACUCAUUAAAGAAAAUGAAUUAUUAUAUAAUAUAUUCACUUUAAUUCCUCAUUUAAAUCCAUUAGUUUUAAAAAAUUUAAUUCAACCAAUAAUGAGAAUCUUGGAAAUUGUUUUGAAUAAACCAACAAAUUAUCUUUAUUCAAAAUAUGGUGGUAAAAAUUAUUAUAUUGAUUGUUUUAAUAGUUUAAUCUUACCAAAUUCUCCACCUUUAGUUCUUUUCUCAAAUUUAACAGGUCCAUUAUUAUAUUCAUUAGCUCAUUUAUUAUAUUAUGAUCAAGAAUCUUCAAUGAGAACUUUUUCUUCAUCAAAUCAUAAUGAUGAUGAUAAACUUUUUGAUAUUGAAAAUUUAAACAAGAUUAAUCAAAUUAAUUAUAAAAAUUUUAAUAAAAAUUUAUAUUUUACAAUAACUUCAUUAUUAAAAUCAAAUGAUUAUGAAUUGAAAUUAUCUGCUAUAUCAUUAUUAAUUAAUUUUUCAAUUAAUUCAACUUUAUCAGAUUUAGAAAAAAAUAAAAAUGUUCGGAAAUUUUUACCAUAUUUAAUUCAAUUAAUUGAUUUAGAUGAUUCAAAUAAUUUAAUUGUUUUCAAAAGUGAACUGAAAUUAUCAAGAAGAUUUAAUCCUUUUUAUAUCUUAUCCAAAUUAUGUUUAAAUUUUGAAUUUGUUAAUGAUUAUUUAUUAAAUUGCAACAUCAUAAAGAAUUUUUGUGAAAUUAUAACAAAAUUUAAAAAAAUGGAUUUUAAUUCAUUAACUUUAUUAAAAUUAGAUAAUUUAAGUGAUUUAUUCUUGAUAUUAAGUUCAAUUACUUCAAAUAAUGAACAAAAUAGAAAUUUAAUUGUUAAACAUGAUUUAUCAGAAACUAUUCAUAAAAUUUUAGAGUUCCAUUAUUCAAAUUUGAAAAAAUAUUUGAAAAAACAUUCCAAAGAUAAUCAGCAAUUAGAUGAUUCAAAAGAUCUUGAUCAAAUUUUAAUUGCUUCAAAUAAUCUGACAAUAUCAACUUGUUAUUUAUUACGUUCAUUAUCAAGAAGUGUAUCAAUAUUAAGAUCAUAUCUUUAUGAAACAAAUAUAGUGGAUAAUUUACUAAACAUUUUAAAAAUUUCAGAAGAUUCAUUAAUUAAUAUUGAUGAAAAAAAUCAUGUUAUUAAUAAAUCUGAAAUUUUAUUGAAAACUAUAAUUUUAUCAAUUAUUUCAAAUUUAGUAUUGGAUUUUAGUCCUUUAAGAAAUGAUUUAUUAAAUAAUAAUUUAAUUGAAAUUGUUUCAAAUCUUUUAUUAACUACAAAUCAUAAUCAAAUUAAAAUUAAUUGUCUUUGGGUUAUUCGUCAUAUUAUUUAUAAUGAAACUUCAGUGAUUAGAGAUAAAUCAAUUGAAAAAAUUGGUAUCAAGACAAUUUUAAAACUUUGUAAUGAUGAAGAUUCAACAAUUCAAGAACAAGCUUUUAAUGUAUUAAGAAAUUUAACAUGUAGUUCCAAGUUUCAUGUUAAUAAAAUUUUAAAUACAUUUGCUUCAGAAAAUCAAGGUUUUGAUUUUUUCCAAUUUAUUUAUGAAAAAUUAUCAACAAUUCCAAUGUCAAAUUUAAAAAAUGAAGGAUUAAUUGAAAGUAUAAUUUUUAUUAUAGUUCAUAUAGCUGCUAUAAGUGAAGUUAAAAGAGAAUUAAUCAUUAAAAAUACUCAACUAUUAAAUAAAAUAAGAGAAUUAUUACAAUAUUAUGAAAGUAAUGAAGUUAAAUUAUCAUGUAUUUGGUUAGUUAUAAACUUAACAUGGAUGGAAAAUAUUUCAAAUCAACAACCACCACCAUUACAAAACCAACAACAAUCAAUACAAACAAAUAAUUUCUUUGAAGAUGAAGAUAUAAUGGAUGAAGAUGAAGAAGAAUUUGAAGAUGGUGGUGAUGAAGAAGGUGAUACAGAUCCAACAAAUUCAAGAUUAAGAUCUCAAUUAAAUAUAAAUCCAUCAAGAAAUCUUAAUAGAAGAAAUAAUAUACCAGGUUCAAUAACUGAAAAUUUUAUUGAUUCAAAUAAUAAUUUUAAUAAUUUGGAUCAAAAUCCUUCCAAGAGAGCUGGUAUAUUAAAUGAAAUUGGAUUUACCAAGAUUUUAACAGAUCUUUUAGAUACAGAAAAUAUUGAUUUAAAAGAACGUGUUAGAACUGCUUUAUUUAAUUUAACAAAUGCUGUUAAACCUGAGGAUAAUUAA
Molecule: messenger RNA, 2655 nt
Organism: Hansenula ciferrii
Lineage: Eukaryota; Fungi; Ascomycota; Saccharomycetes; Phaffomycetales; Wickerhamomycetaceae
Gene: VID28
Product: glucose-induced degradation complex subunit VID28
Exons: 1
Coding region: 1-2655 (884 amino acids)
Biological process (GO): proteasome-mediated ubiquitin-dependent protein catabolic process
Cellular component (GO): GID complex
Source: RefSeq, a predicted model, not a curated record